AUAUAAUACCUUUAUCUAAACUCUGUCAAUUAAUUAAUCAGAAGCUUGUCGUGAAGUCAUUACACUUUGUUCGUCCCAUUCUAAAAUUAUAUAUUAACGUUUAAUUUCUGUUUAAGAAAAUCCUACCGCAAUUUAACAAAAAUGAGUGCAGAGACAACAUCACUCAUGAAAUAUUUAAUAAUUAAUUACAGAUGGGUGCUAGUUUGUUUUUUUCUUUUACCAUUGUCGUUUCUAUACAAUGGAUAUUUUGCUAUAAGAAACUGGAUUUUUUUCAAACUGAGUAGUGCCCCAAAGAACCAUUUAAAAAAAGUACAAAGUAUACAAAAGCAGGUUCAAGAAUGGAAUAAAAAAGGUAGAAAAAAGAAAUUGUGUACUGCGAGACCAGGGUGGCAAACCAUGAGUUUUAGAAGACCAGCCUACAAAAAUACGUCUCACCAAAUUGUGGUAGAUUUGGUGGAUGUUCUCGAAAUUAAUUUAGACCAGAGGUGGGUGGAAGUUGAACCGAUGGUAACGAUGGGCCAGUUGACGACAGUUUUAAACCCAUUGGGUUGGACCAUCCCGGUUGUUCCCGAAUUAGACGAUCUUACAGUGGGUGGGCUCGUGAUGGGCACUGGAAUAGAAUCUGCAUCCCAUAAACAUGGCCUUUUUCAAUCUAUUUGUCUCUCUUACGAAAUGGUUCUUGGAGAUGGUAGUGUUAUAAAUUGUUCGGAAAACGAAAAUUCUGAAUUAUUUUAUUCGGUCCCAUGGUCAUACGGGACUUUGGGCAUUUUAACAGCAACAAGGAUUAGAUUAAUUCCUGCCAAACAAUUUAUAAAACUCAAAUAUCAUGCCGUCCAUGGUUUAGAUAAGAUCUGCGAAAGAUUUGUUGAAGCAUCUUCAUGCUCUGAUAACGAAUUCGUCGAAGGAAUUUUAUUUGGACCUGACCGAGCGGUUGUUAUGACCGGAAAUUUUACUGAUAAGCCCGAACCCGACAAAAUUAAUUGUAUAGGCAAAUGGUAUAAACCCUGGUUUUUUAAACACGUUGAAAAAAAAUUAAAUCCUUACUACAAAAACGAUGUCGAAUAUUUACCCUUAAGGGAUUACUACCAUCGGCAUACCAGAUCUAUUUUUUGGGAAGCUCAGGAUAUUAUACCCUUUGGGAACAAUCUUUUGUUUAGGGUCCUUCUGGGAUGGCUUAUGCCACCCAAGGUCUCUUUUUUGAAACUUACGCAGACUGAAACCACCAAGGAACUUUAUGAAAAUCAUCACGUUAUUCAGGACAUACUAAUCCCUGCUAAACAUUUACAUAAAAGCAUUAAAAUGUUCCAUGAAACACUUGAAGUUUAUCCUUUAUGGCUUUGUCCAUUUUAUUUGGGACAAGCGCCAGGUAUGGUACAUUCAAAGUCAGGCAAAUCCGAAAUGUAUGUCGAUGUUGGUGUUUACGGCGUCCCAAAAGUGUUAGACUUCAAACCAGAAAAGUCUACCAGAAAAAUUGAAAAAUUUGCUAUAGACCACGACGGGUACCAAAUGCUGUAUGCUGAUACAUACACAACCAAGGAGGAAUUUAGAAACAUGUUUGAUCACAAACUUUACGAUAAAUUGAGAAAAAAAUUAAAUUGUGAGGAUACGUUUCCAGAAGUUUACGAAAAAGUUUCUAGAAAGGCCAGAAUUUAAUUUUAUAUAGAAAAUGAUAAAUAAAAAAAUACCAGGCA
Molecule: messenger RNA, 1691 nt
Organism: Agrilus planipennis (emerald ash borer)
Lineage: Eukaryota; Metazoa; Arthropoda; Insecta; Coleoptera; Buprestidae
Product: delta(24)-sterol reductase
Exons: 7
Coding region: 142-1653 (503 amino acids)
Biological process (GO): steroid metabolic process
Cellular component (GO): membrane; cytoplasm
Molecular function (GO): Delta24(24-1) sterol reductase activity; FAD binding
Source: RefSeq, a predicted model, not a curated record